This is a messenger RNA of Lycium ferocissimum, 2595 nucleotides long. RefSeq names its product putative late blight resistance protein homolog R1B-17. Lineage: Eukaryota; Viridiplantae; Streptophyta; Magnoliopsida; Solanales; Solanaceae. Gene Ontology annotation, biological process: defense response to other organism. The transcript has 2 exons. The record is from RefSeq and is a predicted model, not a curated record. Gene Ontology annotation, molecular function: ADP binding. Bases 1 to 2595 code for a protein of 864 amino acids.
AUGAAUGAAGAUUUGGGCAAAGAAUUUGAUCUUGCUAUAUCCCAUUUGGCGCAAAAGAUUGAGCCUGUGGCAUCAAAGAUUUUAGAGAGUACUAUCAGGAUACGAACGUCAACUGCAUUGCCCUUUUCCCAGAUUGAUAGUUUAAGAUGUAUAGAUUUGGUUUCGGAGAAUUUGCAGAGGUUGUUGGAUCAUAGGAUUGAUUCAAUUGCUCCGGUAACACAUCACAUUGAAGUUGUACUGGCUGAGAUUAAAAUUUUCAAACCUUUUCACCAGGGUAAAAUUGACCAACAAAGCGAGCGAAGGGAAGUGUUAGAUGCUUGCAAUCAUAUGACCAAUUUAUUUGCCAAAUUUGAGUAUGUUAUUGACACGUUUCUGGUUAAUCCUUCUCCCACAUGGAGCACUCAGUUAGACGAUGUCAUUGAAGAAAUUAAGCUCUUCAAGGAAAUUGUUGAACUUGUGCAUAUCUACAAAGAAAAAAAGGAUGUCACAAGUGAUUGUCGACAAACAUCAAAACCUAGCACGCCAAUCAUUGAUGAAGCAGUUGUAGGCUUGGAGGAUCAGAUAAAAAUAUUAAUGUCUCGGCUAACUGGUGGAGGGGCCGAGCUUAAAAUAAUUCCUAUCAUUGGAAUGCCAGGGAUUGGUAAGACAACACUCGCCAAAAGAAUUUACAAUAACAGAAGAACUGCAGAUCACUUUGAUAUUCAAGCAUGGUGUUCUGUUUCUUCUGGACAUACGGUGAGUGAGUUGGUGCAAGAUAUUUUAAUUUCUAUCGUUGAUCUGAGAGAUGACGUUUACAAGUCAAAGGAGUUAAAUUCUCCUGAACUUUUAUACAGACGGUUAUAUAGGAGAAGAUACAUUAUUGUUUUAGAUGAAGUGUGGAAUUCUCAAAUAUUUGAUGAGUUGCUUAGGUGUUUUCCAGAUAAUCAAAAUGGAAGUAGAAUUCUAGUUACCAGCGGCCAAGAACGUGAGGAUCCAUAUUUUGAUGAACCUCUUUCGGUUCGGUUGUUGACUCCGGAAGAAAGUUGGGAGCUUUUACAAGUGAAGUAUAAUCAGCUUCGCUUCUGUAAUCAAGAAGAAUCUCGCAAACCCCCAAUUCCAAAUAAGAACAUUCCUGCUAAAGUUGGGAAGAAAAUUGCGGUAAAAUGUGAAGGGCUACCUCUGGCCAUUGUUUUGGUAGCUGGGUUUCUUGUCAAUAUAGAGGACGACAAAGAUUGGCGAACCUUUACUUCAGAAACUUAUUUUGAUGAAAGUACAGAAAUUCCAAUUUCAAAACUAACCUGGUUAUGGGUUAGUGAAGGAUUUGUAAAGAAAGAUGAGGUGAAGAAACAAGAGGAGGUAGCGGAAGAUUACCUGAAUGAUCUUAUGGGGAGGAGCCUCAUAAUGGAAGCCAAAAGAAGAUCAAACGGCAAGCUGAAAUCGUGUCGCGUUCAUGAUUGUCUAUAUCAUUUUUGUCGAAAAAGAUCUAUAGACGAAAUCUUCUUGCAAGUGGCUUGGCGGUUUAAAGAUUUCUCUCGCAAUACACUUCUUGUCCUUCCCCGCACAGUGAUAUAUUCUUCUGAACCCCGUUGGCACCGCUCCUGGCCAAGUCCUCUCCCCGAAGGUAGUCUAUUUAGUCACGUCGGUCAGCUUAUUAGAGUGUUGGAUUUGGGGUGCAUCGACAUUGGCAAUACCUUUCCCCCAGAAAUAGCAACACUUGUGCAUUUGAGGUUUUUGUCACUUAAAGGUGGCAUGACUGUCAUUCCCUCUUCAAUUGCCAAGCUCUGGAACUUAGAAACUUUCCUUGUGAAAGGAACACAAGGUGACAUAGCUUUACCAGAUACAUUUUUCAGUAUGACGAGGUUGAGGCAUGCACAUAUAGAUAAUUGUACCUUCUCAAAUUCCGACUUGCCACAAUUGGAAUGUUUGCAGACCUUAUCCACCCCAUCUCUUUCUUAUGACACGGGCAACAAAAUGAGAAGUUUCCUUUUCCUUCAUAAACUAAGGUGCACAUUCUUGGAAUCUUGGGGUCAUUCCAAGAAAUCGGGAAGCUCUUGCAAUGAAUUUCCGGUUUUGGAUUUCUUGAAUCAGCUGGAAUCACUCAAUGUAAUUUACCAAGGCGGGGUGCUUCGGAAUUGUGAAUUUAACUUCCCCUCAAACCUUAAGAAAUUGACCUUAUCAAAGUUUCGGCUACCAUGGGUUGAAAUUUCUGCAAUUGCAGCAUUACAAAACCUCGAGGUUUUGAAACUACUCUCAGAAGCCUUUGAGGGAGAAGCGUGGAAUGUCAGUGAUGAGGAGUUCUCGAAACUCAAGUUAUUGAAAUUGGGAAAUCUGGACAUUAUGCGUUGGAAUAUAUCAGAGGAUGCUUUUCCAUGUCUUGAGCAUAUGGUGUUGCAAAAAUGCAAGCAGCUCAUUGAGAUUCCUUCUGGUUUUGGUUACAGUUGUUAUUCCCUGCAAAAGAUUGAGGUGUUUAUGUGUGGAGACAUUGUUUCUCAAUCAGCGAGAAGAAUGAGGAAAUUCAGCAUGAAGAGAUGGCGAACGAUAAUUUCAAGGUCAUCAUUCAGAACCCAAACAGGGACUAACAAGUUGUCUGUCUUUAAUCGCCAUACUCACUUGUAA